Messenger RNA from Phyllostomus hastatus (greater spear-nosed bat), 5169 nucleotides. It is a transcript of the gene CD47, whose product is annotated as CD47 molecule. Gene Ontology annotation, biological process: positive regulation of inflammatory response; positive regulation of cell-cell adhesion; positive regulation of phagocytosis. Gene Ontology annotation, molecular function: thrombospondin receptor activity. Bases 309 to 1280 code for a protein of 323 amino acids. The record is from RefSeq and is a predicted model, not a curated record. The transcript is spliced from 11 exons. Gene Ontology annotation, cellular component: plasma membrane; extracellular exosome. Lineage: Eukaryota; Metazoa; Chordata; Mammalia; Chiroptera; Phyllostomidae.
UGGUACGACUCCACGAAUGAGGACGACUCGCGUCAGCAGGCGCUGCGGCGGCGCGGGCGAGGGAGAGUGCGCGUGCGCGGCUUGCGAGCGCUGGGGAGCGAGUGUGCGGAGCGGGAGCUCGGGUGCGCGCAGAAGCCGGAGCUCGCGUGCACGCGGCCGGGCAUCCUGGGCGGUGGGUCCUGCUUGCGACAGGCGGCGGCACAGGGUCUCGACUGUGACGGAGGUGUUUGCACCAGACGAGGGCGGCGGCGGCGGCAGCAUCGGCGGUGGCGGCGGCAGCAGCAGCAGCAGCAGCAGAGGGCGCGGAGAUGUGGCCCCUGGUGGUGCUGCUGCUGCUGAGCUCGGCUUGCUGCGGUUCAGCCCAGCUAACAUUUAAUCCAGUCAAAUCUGUAGAAUACACCACUUGCAAUGAAACUGUCGUCAUCCCAUGCUUUGUUACUAAUGUGGAGGCAGCUAGCCUUCGAGAAAUGUAUUUAAAGUGGAAAUUUGGAAAAGAUUGGAUUUUCAUCUAUGAUGGAGAGAGAAAUUUUUCCAACCACAGCCCUGGCUAUGAAAGUGCCAGCAUCGUGAAACCUGCAUUGCUAAAGGGCAUUGCAUCUUUGAGGAUGAAUAACAAGGAUGCUGUCCCAGGAAACUACACUUGCGAAGUAACAGAAUUAAGCAGAGAAGGUGAAACCUUCAUAGAACUUAAAUAUCGUGAAGUUUCAUGGUUUUCUACAAAUGAAAAUAUUCUUAUCAUUAUUUUCCCAAUGCUGGCUGUGCUUCUCUUCUGGGGACAGUUUGGUAUUGUGACACUUAAAUAUAGUUCCAGUGUUCCGAGGGAGAAGUCCAUUUUUUUAUUUGUUGCCGGAAUAGUGCUCACUGCAUUUGUCAUCAUUGGAGCCAUCCUUUUGGUCCCAGGUGAAUAUUCAGCAAAGAAAGCCAGUGGACUUGGUUUAAUUGUGGUUCCUACAGUGAUAUUAAUAUUACUGCAGUACUCUAUGUUUAUGAUAAGUCCAGCUGUUGGGCUGUCCUCCUUCAGCAUUGCCAUACUGGUCAUUCAGCUGCUGGGCUUUGUGCUCUCUGUGGUUGGACUAAGCCUUUGUGUCUCAGCAUGUUCCCCAGUGCACGGCCCUCUUCUGAUUUCAGGUUUGGGUGUUGUAGCUUUAGCAGAGUUACUUGGACUAGUUUAUAUGAAAUUCAAUGCUUCUGAUCAGAGGACUAUACAACCUCCUAGGAAAGCUGUAGAGGAACCCCUUAAUGCAUUUAAAGAAUCAAAGGGAAUGAUGAAUGAUGAGUAGCUGAACUGAAGUGAUGGACUCAGAUUUGGAGAGUAGUAAGACAUGAAAAGAAUGCACUCGUGUUUAAGCACCACGGCCUUGAUUCGCUCACUCUGCAAGAGAAGAUGACUUUCAUCUUUAAUAAAAAGUAAAUCAUUGACUUUUGAGUGGUUACUCCAGUUAAGUUUUUAUUCAAAGCAUUUGUGAUUUAGUUAAUAAAAGAAUUAUGAUGUGUCGUGUGCCCAAUUGAGAUCCAAUUUUUAAUUUUUAUUUUUCUUUAAUCAGGGGCAAAAAUAGAGUGGGCAACUUCCAAGAAUGAUGACUUUCAGAUCCUAGGACCUUUUGACUCUAGGUCACCAGUUUAAAUUGGUUCAACUUGAGAAUUACCUGGCAUUAAUCUUGUCGUUACCCAGAGAUAUUGCUGAAAAACAGGGGCUUCCAUCAGACUUCAGCAAACUCAGGUUUAUAGCCACAUUGGCAGUUACAAUGUUAACUGAAUAAUGUGUCUGCCACUUCUGGAUCAAGGGAAUAGCAAAUUAAGUCCAGACAGGACUUGGGCUGGAAGCAUUUUGUGCGCUGCUGACGUGAAAUGUGCUGUUGAUGGAGAUUAUGCUCCUCAUUCUUGGGGGUUGCCGUUCACAUAUUCUUCAAUGUACAAUGUAACAGAUCCUUUCCAGAUUUAGGGUAGUUUUAUUGAUGGAUGUCUUUUUCUUUUAUUCACACAACCCUUUAAACCCUGUCUUGUCCUCCUGUUGUUUGCUUCUGCUGUACAAGAUGUAGCACCUUUUCUCUUCUUUGAACAUGGUCCAGAGACAUGGUAGCAUCAUUGCAGAAAGGAGCCAGACUUGUUCUCAGAGAAUUAUGUUCACACUUGUCAGCAAAAAUAGCGAUGGUUGUAACAUAUGUAUUCCCUUCCUCGGAUUCGAAGGCACAAUCUACGGUGUUUCUUCACUUCUUUUCUGAUCUGGGGCAUGAAAAACCAAGGUUGAGGUUUUAACUAUGUGUCUCCUGCAUGGCAACAUACUGUGUGUCACUGUCAGGCCCAUGGGCCAGCCCUCGAGAGGGUGGUUUUAUUGCUGUUGUAUCUCUGUUGCAUGAUAAACACUCAUCAUCUUCCUCCUGUAGUCCUGCCUCGUAUCCCCCUGACUCUGAGAUUGAAAAAGAAAACAUAAACCCCCAUAUUUUUUACCCCAUUAGAAGAAAAUUAACAUUCUGACAGUUGUGAUUGCCUGGAGUACUUUUAGAUUAUUAGCACUCGUUUUUCUCCUUUGUGGGUGUGUGUUUCUGUGUGCACAUGUAUGAGGUGGGCACAUGCGUCUUCCGUGUGGACAGCAGUGGGGUACCUGCAGGAGAGCAAAUGUUAAUUCACGCUCUUAGCAAAACAUUGAGAAACAAAGAUCUUUGUUGGGUGGGAUUAUAUUUGACGCAAAUAUUUGGUCACGUAAAACUUUCAAAAUUUCUAGGGAAUUUGCCAAGUCUUUUGACUGCUCACCAAUCCUGUCUAAAAAUACUAGUGAUUCUUCCUGUUUGUGUAAUAAUAAGACAUUUAUAUUUGUAGUUGUGUUACAAAUAGUUAUUUCUUAGUCCACUAAAUGUCCUUGUGUGCCUCUUUUAUGCCAAAUUAAUCGUCAUUCUUCAUGUUGGGACCAAGUGGUUUGCCCAUGGCAAACCAAAAUUUAUGACCUGCUGAUGUCUCUCAGAAAACUGAACACACUAUGAAGACAGUUCUUCUUGAAAACAACAACAACAAAAAAAUUUUUCCCUAAUUGUGUUGCUUUCCAAAAUAUUACCAUAUGUAGAGGGAGCUGUAUUCCUUUAUACAGAUCUCAUGGCUCCUGCUGCUCUUUUUUCUUCUGAAAAUAUUUAUAUUUUAGUAAUAUCAUUUGUUACUUUGGAAAUCAAUUUUGAUGAAAGGAGGAAAAAAAACCGAUGGACUUGAAAAAGAUCCAAAUUCCUAUUCUCUCUUAAGAAAAAGUCAGGUAUGAAAAUGUUUCUAGUAAACUUUUUAAUAAACUAACAUCAUACCUUUUAAUACAAAGUAAACUCUCCUUCAUUGGGGGCUCAGUCUUGGGACUUACCCGACCUCUGUGUUCUCUUUGAUGCUGCCUAUCCUUUGAGGCGCUCACUGCCCUUGACAACGCAGCAAGGUAGCAGGAGAAAGGCCAGAUGAAAUCAACUCUUGCUCUUACUAGUUGUCAGCUGCCCUGGAAAAGGGGCCACAGCAGCAGAAACCCUCUUGCCUGGGCAUCAUUGGGCCAGUUCAUUCUCUUUCGAACAGACUUGUAAUGGCUCCCAAUUUUCUGUCACAUGUAAUGAAAAUUGCUAACAAUGCUUUGGGUAUCAUAUAUGUGUUCCUCCUAUAAUCUGAUUUUUACUCACUGAUGCAAUUUUUGCCCUUGACUCUUUUGUUCAGUUUUAUUUAUUGCAUGUCCUCAGAGUGAUGCCAUUUGUCAUUUUUGCAACAACCUUAUCAACCUUUCUGGCCAAAUCAAAUUUCCCCUCUGCCUCGAAACAUCCUCCAGCCCUUCCUUCCCCAUGGACUCCCCUUUGCAGUCUGUCCCCAUCUGCCUACCUGCCUCUUGCAUCCUCACUUGCCUUUCCCAGGACUUCAUGUGUCUCUGCUUAGCUCUCUCAGUUUGUCUUACUUUUCUCAGUUGAAAAUUCCUUCACAGCAAGAGCUUUUUUUCCCCCUUCCUUUCUCUUCCUGCAGUGUUUUGCCUACAUUAGAUAUUCAGUAUAUGUUUGAUGAUUGAGAGCUGUAUGUAGAUUUUUCCACUGUUUUUUAAUAGGGUGAGCUAGAGAGUUUUCUUUUUUGACAAAUUUCACAUGCUGUGAAAACCUUCAAAGGCGAUGAUUUUUCACCUGGAAGCUCCAGCUUUAUUGUUUAAAUUUCUGAGGAUGUCAGAAUGAAAAUAUUGAGGCUGUCCCAUAAUUAGGAACAUUGCUUUUUUCAGGAUGCUGUAGUCAGUUUAGUAAGUGACCAAAUUGUGGUUUGACUAAUAAAGCUCAAAAGUGAUAAGUUUACACUUUCAUCUCAUUGGUAAGAAUUAUGCUCUGUAUCACCGUCUAGAUUUCUCUCGUCCUAAAAUGAGUGUUCAAAAAUGGACAUCUGUGGCGUUAUGUAUGGAAAUACAUACCCCUCUGUUUACCUGUCCUUGGAAACUAGAGAAAUUGUUGGGCAACCCUUAUCUUUUCAUUGUGUUUUAUUUGAUGGAGAGGAUGUUCGGAAACAGUUUUACAUGUGUCACGUUUUCAAAAUCACUAACUGCCAUCAGCCACUGGGGUCCUUCAUCAAGUCAUUUUCCGUGGCUAAUAGGAACAGUCCAGGUAACUUUCAAGAGACGAGCAGUGAACAGGCAGUUUUCUUGUGUUUGGUUUUUGACAGCUCUUAUCAUUUAAGACCAGUUUUUCCAAAAUUUAGCCCUUAAAAAAAAAAGAGCAUUUGUAAUACACUUCUCUGUAAGGCAACAUCAGUGGAAUCUUAGACAUGUUGUUAUCAGGGUAGAUGAGAGAGUGAAACGUUUUUGUUCUUACUAAAUGGAGAAUUAUUUACAAAAAGCCAUUGUUGGAAAUUAUAUCCCACACCAGAUGAAUAUCCAUUAACCAUUCUAAGUAAAGAGAACUCCGGUGUUGCUAUGUGCAAGAUCCUCUGUUGGAGGCUUUUUCCAUAGCAAUGAAAGGUGUGCUAUUUGUCGGUAGCCAUUUUUGCAGUGAUUUAAAGACCAAAGUUGUUUUACAGCUGUGUUACCGUUAAAGGUUUUUUUUUUUAAAUAUGUAUUAAAUCAAUUUAUCACUGUUGAAGCUUUGAAUAUCUGCAAUCUUUGCCAAGGUAAUUUUUUAUUUAAAAAACAUAACUUUGUAAAUAUUACCCUGUAAUAUUACAUAUACUUAAUAAAACAUUUUAAGCUAU